AACUCAUCUCACCUCUUUCAGAACAGAUAAAGUAACACCUUGGACAUGGCCUCCGAGAAGUACAUGCCAGGCCCAGUGUGCCUUAUUGAGAACAUUGAUUUAAAACUGAAGGUUAACCCCGAAGCUCUGAAGAUCCUGUCUGACAUUACCCAGCCUGUUGUGGUGGUGGCUAUUGUGGGGCUCUACCGCACAGGCAAAUCCUACUUAAUGAACAAGCUGGCGGGGAAGAAAAAGGGCUUCUGCCUGGGCUCCACAGUACAGUCUCAAACAAAGGGAAUCUGGAUGUGGUGUGUGCCUCAUCCCACAAAGUCAGACCAGACUCUAGUUCUGCUUGACACUGAAGGCCUGGGAGAUGUUGAGAAGGGAGACAACCAGAAUGACUCCUGGAUCUUUGCCUUGGCCAUCCUCCUGAGCAGCACCUUUGUAUACAACAGCAUGGGAACCAUCAAUCAGCAGGCCUUGGACCAACUACACUAUGUAACGGAGCUCACUGAUCGAAUCAGAGUAAACUCUGGUGCAAAUAAGGAUGAAGAUUCAGCUGAGUUUAUAGCCUUUUUUCCAGACUUUGUGUGGACUGUAAGAGACUUCUACCUAGACUUGGAUAUCAAUGGAAAAGCUAUCACAGCUGAUGAGUACCUGGAAAACUCCCUGAAGCUAAUUCCAGGUACCAGUCAAAAAGAAAAAAAAUUUAACUUGCCUCGACUCUGUAUCCGAAAGUUCUUCCCAAAAAAGAAAUGCUUUAUUUUUGAUCGGCCUGCUCACAAGAAGCAGCUUGCUUGCCUUGAGACACUGCAUGAUGAUGAAUUGGAUCCUGAAUUUGUGCAACAAGUUGCAGACUUCUGUUCCUUCAUCUUCAGUCAUUCUAAGGUCAAGACUCUUUCAGGAAACAUCAAGGUUAAUGGACCUCGUCUGGAGAACUUGGUGCAGACCUACGUCAAUGCCAUUAGCAGUGGGGACCUGCCAUGCAUGGAGAAUGCAGUCCUGGCCUUGGCUCAGAUAGAGAACUCAGCUGCAGUGCAAAAGGCCAUUGCCCAUUACGAUCAGCAGAUGGGCCAGAAGGUGCAACUGCCCACAGAAACCCUUCAGGAACUGCUGGACCUGCACAGAGCCAGUGAGAAAGAAGCCAUCGAGGUCUUCAUAAAGAACUCCUUCAAGGACGUGGACCAAUUAUUUCAAAAGAAAUUAGCGACUGAGCUAAGACAGAAGCUGGAUGAUUUCUGUAAGCAGAACAUGCAAGUAUCAACAGAUCAUUGCUCAGCUUUACUUAAGAAUAUUUUCAGCCCACUAGAAGAAGAAGUGAGUCAGGGGAUCUAUUCUAAAGCAGGAGGAUAUCGUGUCUUUGUUCAGAAGAUGAAAGAGCUGAAGGAAAAGUACCAACAGGAACCCAGGAAGGGGAUACAGGCUGAAGAGAGUUUGCAGACAUACUUGAUGUCCAAAGAGUCUAUGAUGGAUGCAAUUCUACAGACAGAUCAGUCUCUCCAAGAGAAGGAGAAGGAGAUUGAAGUGGAACGUGUGAAAGCUGAAUCUGCAAAGGCUUCACAAAAAUUAUUAGAAGAAAUACAAAAAAAGAAUGAGCAGAUGAUGCAAGAGAAAGAAAAGAGUUAUCAGGAACAUAUCAGACAAUUAACUGAGAAGAUGGAGAAGGACAGGAUUGAAUUGGUGGAAAAACAAGAGAGGAUUUUAGCUGCUAAACUUCAGGAACAAGAGAAACUUCUCAGGGAAGGAUUCCUAAAUGAAAGCAGACAACUUCAAUCUGAGAUAAACAACCUUCGAAAGAAGUGGCAUGAGCCACGCUUGUUUACAGGAAAGUUAAAAUCAGGAGAAGUUUCUGCCUUACCUGUAAUCAUAGAACAAGAUGGACUAGCUCCUCGUCAUGAAACUUUACCCUUUCAAGUGUUUAAAGAACUUAAGAAAAGUCUGGUUCAACCCAGUCAGAGGCACGCAUCCAAUCCAAGUCCUCGGUCUAAACCUCAUACCCAAUCCCCAAUCAGAUUCAUGUCCCGCCCCAUCGCACUGCACUCGGUCUUUACCCGCCUUCAGCGUGUCCCUCCCUCAAUUUUCUCCCGGCUCUCGGCUACCUCUAGUCGCUGCCGCCAAUCGGCGCUGUGA
This is a messenger RNA of Elephantulus edwardii (Cape elephant shrew), 2109 nucleotides long. RefSeq names its product interferon-induced guanylate-binding protein 1-like. The record is from RefSeq and is a predicted model, not a curated record. Lineage: Eukaryota; Metazoa; Chordata; Mammalia; Macroscelidea; Macroscelididae. Gene Ontology annotation, molecular function: GTPase activity; GTP binding. The transcript has 12 exons. The coding region runs from base 46 to 2109 and encodes 687 amino acids.